Messenger RNA from Metarhizium brunneum ARSEF 3297, 705 nucleotides. RefSeq lists its product as uncharacterized. Lineage: Eukaryota; Fungi; Ascomycota; Sordariomycetes; Hypocreales; Clavicipitaceae. The record is from RefSeq and is a predicted model, not a curated record. Gene Ontology annotation, biological process: regulation of DNA-templated transcription; DNA alkylation repair. Gene Ontology annotation, cellular component: nucleus.
AUGCCUCCGCGCCCCAGCCCCACGCAUUUCCUGUGUCUACAACUCGCCAGUUCGCAGUUGACCAAGAAUCUAGCAGCAUUCCGGGCUGAUGUCACGGGUGCCGGCGGCUUUGGCGUUCCCGAUGACGCCGUACGACCGCCGGGGACGCUGCAUCUUACUCUGGGGGUGAUGAGUCUGAAGCCAGAGGAUGUUAGUCCGACAAUUGAGUUGCUGAAAACGCUGAGGCCGAGGGACAUGCUUGCUGAGCUGAGAGCUGCCAACAAUCCUCUAGCGUCGGCGACAGCCUCGCAAACCCGAAGGACUGGCCCCCCGGGGGGGUUGUCUAUAUCUCUCCGUGGAAUACAUUCCAUGACCAGUGCAUCCAGGACAUCUGUGCUCUACGCUGCCCCCUCGGACGCAGAGGGCAUUCUGUACAACUUUUGCCAGGAGCUACGGAAGCCGUUUGGGGAAGCGGGUCUGAUAGAGGAGGAGAGCCGGCCUCUGUUGCUGCAUGCUACGGUUGUUAAUACGGUAUACGUCCGGGGGAGGGGGGGUGGAAGGAGGAAAGAGAAGCUGAUGCUUGAUGCGACUGAUUUAAUGAGCAAAUAUGAGGACUACAUAUGGGUUGAGGAUAUGCCGGUUAGCAGGGUGGCGGUUUGUAGAAUGGGUGCCAAGAAGGUGGACGGGGAUGAGGUUUAUGAGGUCGAGGGUGACAUCGAGAUAUGA